AUGAAACAUUCUCAGAUGGCAAUUGCAGAAAAAGAGUUUUUAAAUGUAAUAGGGGUGGAAGAUAUAAUAAUAUCUAUAUCAGAAAUUUUAUUAUCUGAUGAUGAUUUGUUUAAACCAUUUUUUGAAAAAGAACCAGAUGAUAAUUUAGAUAUUCCACUUGAAGCAGAUGAAGAUCAAGAACUUAAUUUACAAUCUUUAAUUUCAAUAGUUAACCACAAUGAGAUUUUAGAAAUUUGA
Messenger RNA from Racocetra fulgida, 237 nucleotides. Lineage: Eukaryota; Fungi; Glomeromycota; Glomeromycetes; Diversisporales; Gigasporaceae. The record is from the annotation of a GenBank genome assembly.